UUCCGGGUGAGUAUGUGGGUGAAAGGUCGCGGGUGAGACGGAGACGUUGGAAAGUCGCUGCUAAAAACAGCUGUCUAUCUGUCAUUUGUCUGUCAUUGUGUGCAUUUCAGACAGAUAUAUUAAAUCACCCGGAUUUCUCUCUGAUUUCGCUGAACUGGGUCGAUCAUGUCGAAGCAGCAGCCGAUCAGUCCGCUGAAGAAUUUCUUCGCCGGUGGAUUCGGGGGAGUUUGUUUAGUGUUCGCGGGACACCCGCUGGAUACCAUCAAAGUGCGACUGCAGACGCAGCCCAAACCCCGUCCAGGUGAAUCUGCGCUUUAUGGCGGGACGUUCGACUGCUUCAAGAAAACCCUGGCGAAAGAGGGUUUGCGCGGGCUGUAUAAGGGCAUGGCGGCACCCAUCAUCGGAGUCACGCCCAUGUUCGCCGUCUGCUUCUUCGGCUUCGGACUUGGAAAGAAACUGCAGCAGAAAACACCAGACGACGUUCUGACGUAUCCGCAGCUGUUCGUGGCCGGUAUGCUGUCAGGUGUUUUCACCACGGCCAUCAUGGCUCCAGGAGAGAGAAUCAAAUGCCUCCUGCAGAUCCAGCAGGUGUCCGGCGAGGUGAAGUACGCCGGGCCGAUGGACUGCGUCAAGCAGCUGUACAGAGAGAACGGCAUCCGCAGCAUCUAUAAAGGAACGGCUCUGACGCUCAUGAGAGAUGUGCCGGCCAGUGGAAUGUACUUCAUGACGUACGAGUGGCUGAAGUACUCGCUCACGCCGGAGGGCAAGAGUCCGACGGAGCUCAGCGUUCCCAGCAUUCUGUUUGCCGGCGGGAUGGCAGGGAUCUUCAACUGGGCCGUGGCGAUUCCUCCCGACGUGCUGAAGUCUCGUUUCCAGACCGCUCCGGAGGGCAAAUAUCCCAACGGCUUCCGGGACGUCCUGAGGGAGCUGAUUCGGGAGGAGGGCAUCGGCUCGCUCUACAAAGGCUUUACUGCUGUGAUGCUCCGAGCGUUUCCGGCUAACGCGGCCUGUUUCCUGGGGUUUGAAGUGGCCAUGAAGUUUCUGAACUGGAUUGCUCCAAAUCUGUGAUCCAGCGGAACCAGAUCCAGAUCCAGAUGAUGUGACAGGAGAACACGCGCGCUGUGGAUGGUGUACGGAUCGAUACGGGACGGUCCGAACAGAACAGCGCGACAGACUGUAGCACAUGUUAAUGAAUGUCUCGCUGCUUUGUGAUUUAUUUGAGAGGAUUUUAAUCUGUAUUAGUGCCUUAUAUCGGCCUGUGAACCAAUUUCUGCCUUCAGGGAAACUGAAUGUUUGUAAUGUAAAAUCCAUUAACAGUCUGUACAUGAGCACGUGUCGUUUACAGUACGGUCUGCCUUCGGCCCUCAUGACAGGAAUUCAGUACACAGUCAAGGCCUGUUCUGUUUUAAUUGUUUUGUUCGUUAAGUUUAAUUCUCAGUUAUUAUCACCUACGUCAUGUUCAUAAAUAAAUGUAUAUUGAUCAUUUUCA
Messenger RNA from Megalobrama amblycephala (Wuchang bream), 1489 nucleotides. RefSeq names its product solute carrier family 25 member 20 (gene slc25a20). The transcript is spliced from 9 exons. Gene Ontology annotation, biological process: mitochondrial transport; carnitine transmembrane transport. Gene Ontology annotation, cellular component: mitochondrial envelope. NCBI's taxonomy places the organism in Eukaryota, Metazoa, Chordata, Actinopteri, Cypriniformes, Xenocyprididae. Gene Ontology annotation, molecular function: O-acyl-L-carnitine transmembrane transporter activity. Bases 166 to 1068 code for a protein of 300 amino acids. The record is from RefSeq and is a predicted model, not a curated record.